AUGGCCGCCCGCCGCUCCGGGCCCGGGCCUGGCCCUGGCCAGCCUCACCGCCGCACCGAGCCGCCGCCAGAACCAAGCGAGGCCGGCGGGGUUCCGGGGGAGGUGUGCGUUCUCCGUCCUCGCCGCCGCCCGGCCAAGGGGGGUGUCCCGGGAAGCAACCCCUCCAUAGAGGGGAGACCGCCACCGCCGCCCACCUUGCAUCCCGCCCCCGUUCACCGGUUAAAGCCGCGCCGGGGCUGCCCUGCUCUCGCCCGGGGAGGCGGCGAGAUACAAGGGGCCCCCAGUAGGGGGCGCUGCUCGGCGCUCCCGCCGGUUUCCGGGGAAGCGGCAACGCGCGGGACGCGGAGAGCUGCGGCCGCCGGUGAGCGGAGAGCGGGGACCGGGACAGCGCCCGGGAACGCAACCCCGCAGCCCGGCCUGUCGGCCCCGCCACACGGAGACGGGGGCCGAGUGGCCGCCUUCGUCACAGCCCGGAGCGGGCAGCGGCCGGGACGAGGGCGGCUCGCCGGGGAGCGCGACGGGCCCCGCGCGGGGGGGGGCGCGGUGGAGGGAGCGGGCCGGGGCGGGGGAGCGCCGGCCGGGGCCCGGGCCGCGGUGUCGGGCCUGGGCCUCCCCGCGGAGGCAGCGGAGUCCGCAGGGCCUUCCGGCGGGAGCAGUUUGUUUGUGCGGCCGUUGCCUAACAACGGCGCGGCGCUGCUUAAAGGGGCUGAGCCCGGGGUGCUGCUUGCGCGCCCCGCUGCCUCUGGCAGCGCCUCACAGCCGUGCCGAGGGGCACCGGUGCUUCCGGGAGUGCCCGAGGAAUGCUGCCGCGGAGGGAAGGAGGGAGGCGGUACGUGUGCUGGCCGGCGCUGCAGGCCCGGGCCGGGGGAGAAGCACUGCCCCGAGGUGUUAGGCUCAAGAGAGAGGAACUCUCUGUCCUGGCUCUGA
Molecule: messenger RNA, 927 nt
Organism: Strigops habroptila (Kakapo)
Lineage: Eukaryota; Metazoa; Chordata; Aves; Psittaciformes; Psittacidae
Product: translation initiation factor IF-2-like
Exons: 2
Coding region: 1-927 (308 amino acids)
Source: RefSeq, a predicted model, not a curated record